Molecule: messenger RNA, 1015 nt
Organism: Diachasma alloeum
Lineage: Eukaryota; Metazoa; Arthropoda; Insecta; Hymenoptera; Braconidae
Product: cryptochrome-2
Exons: 3
Coding region: 66-629 (187 amino acids)
Biological process (GO): negative regulation of DNA-templated transcription; entrainment of circadian clock by photoperiod; circadian regulation of gene expression
Cellular component (GO): nucleus; cytoplasm
Molecular function (GO): FAD binding; DNA binding
Source: RefSeq, a predicted model, not a curated record
CACGGGAAAUUUACUCACUUUACAAUAUAGUAAACACUUCAUGACUAUGUAACAGCAGUCAGACAAUGGCUGUGCAUCGUCGGAUUGACAAGAGCCAGUUCAUAUCCAAAUUGAGUGCGGCUCCACCUGAUGCAAAACACGUCGUGCACUGGUUCAGGAAAGGACUUCGCCUGCAUGAUAAUCCAUCAUUGAGAUGUGGUCUCAAUGGGGCUUGUACAUUUAGAUGUAUUUUUGUAAUCGACCCUUGGUCGGCAGGGAGUAAAAGUAUUGGAAUCAAUAAGUGGAGGUUUCUACUCCAGUGCUUAGAAGAUUUGGAUACUUCAUUAAGAAAAUUAAACUCUCGCCUCUUCGUAAUAAGAGGUCAGCCGACUGAUGCAUUACCAAAACUCUUCCGUGAAUGGGGAACUACUCAUUUGACUUUUGAAGAGGAUCCAGAACCUUUUGGUCGGGCUCGUGAUUACAACAUUACAACUUUAUGUAAAGAAUUGAGGAUCUCUGUCGCGUCAAUUGCUUCACAUACACUCUACAAGUUGGAUAAGUGUUCCUCAUGGCCCGGAUACCCGGGACCUUUGUCAUCCAGCGUUGGAGGCAUUGGAUCCUCAGUUGAAGACACCUGGUGUUACCAUUAGAAAUGGCUGUGCACGGUAGAGGGACGCCAUCACCCCAUCCUCUCUCAUGUGGGACUGGACGGAUUGGUCUAGGUAUUCUCUGGCCUCAAGAGAUUUUUCUCAAGGCCUCCUCUUCUUUCUCGAAUCCGUUGACCAGGAGUUGUACCCGACGAAGACGACAAAAGGAAAAUCAUUAUGAUCGAGAAGGAUUUUUAUAAUUUUCUUUCCCGAUUCCUCGGAUAGAGAGUAGCCCUGGUGUCUCAAGAAUUUCAUUUUACACAAAUAUUCAAAUGUAAUAAAAAAAAAUCAAUAAUAAUAUUUUACAGCCUUGGCGACCCACGUCGUCACAACGUAAUGAAAAUUUUCCCACGUCUUAUUACUUAUUAAUCAAGUAACGGGAAUGUUUC